Salvelinus fontinalis (brook trout) is the source of this 3086-nucleotide messenger RNA. RefSeq names its product para-nitrobenzyl esterase. NCBI's taxonomy places the organism in Eukaryota, Metazoa, Chordata, Actinopteri, Salmoniformes, Salmonidae. The coding region runs from base 99 to 1886 and encodes 595 amino acids. The transcript has 10 exons. The record is from RefSeq and is a predicted model, not a curated record.
CAAGUUGUUACCCAGCAGCCAUUUUUAGUUAAGGGGUCACACACACAGUAGCUGCGUCAAAAGUUGUUUUUUAACAACUGGAUUGAAUAUUCGCCAAGAUGAAUGAGGACGUGUUUGAGGUCCCUGAAGGAACAGAGUACCGUUAUCUGGUACAAGGGGAAGGAGAGGAGGAGGUGCAGUAUGUGCGUCGCAGACACUACGUCAGCCCAUUUCUGGUCCUGUCCAGACGCUGCAUCUUCCUCGUCUGCAUGGGGGUGCUAUCCCUGCUCACCUUGGCUGGGUACCUGGCCUACGUGGCCCAGACUCUGCCCCCUGGCUCAGCCCAGGUCACUACUGACUGUGGAGAGUUCCAGGGUAGACAGAGGAAUGGGGCCUACUCGUUCAAGGGCCUCCCCUACGCUGCUCCCCCCAUUGGGGAACGUCGCUGGGCCCCGCCAGCCAAACCCCGGUGUGGAAACGGGGUGGGGGAUGCCACCCGCUUCCGCAGCAAGUGUCUCCAGGUGCAGCCGCUCUCAGACACGGGGAAGGUGAUUGGCCAGGAGAGCUGCCUCUUCCUGAACGUGUGGACCCCCACCCUGAGCCCCGACGCUGCCCUACCCGUCAUGGUCUGGAUCCAUGGGGGCUACCUUCACAUGCUUAGUGGAGGAGAGGAGGGCUACUCGCCCACAGAGGAGCUAGCAGCCCAGACAGGGAUGGUCUAUGUCAGCUUUAACUACAGGCUCAACGCAUUUGGGUUCCUGGCCCUGGAGCUACUGAGGGAGGGCUCCUCCACCAAUACCUCUGGAAACUAUGGUUUCAUGGACCAGAUAGCUGCUCUGCAGUGGGUCCAGAGGAACAUCAAGGUGUUUGGAGGAGACCCCAGUAAAGUCACCAUAUUUGGUCAAAGCUCAGGUGGGACGUCGGUGUGGACUCUGAUGAUGUCUCCGCUGGCAAAGGGUCUGUUUCAUGCGGCGGUGGAUAUGAGCGGCUCCUAUAAGUAUAACGCAUCACUGGAGAAGGCAGAGGCAGACAACCUGCUAUUCCUGAACAAGACUGGCUGCAAUGACCUGGCCUGCCUCCGGAAGCUCUCCACCACACUGAUACUACGGGCCAUCCCAUGGAAGGAGUACCCGUCGUGGGGGGCAGAUGAUCUGAUGGACCUGCCCACUAAGGACAGCUUCGUGGGUCCCGUAGCAGUGGUGGACGGGCAUGUCCUCCCAGCUCCUCCCUUUGAGAUGUGGGAGAAAGGAGGACUCUUCAACGAUGUUCCAUUCCUCAUAGGGACCACUGAGCAGGAGAUUGACUUUUUCCCACCGUAUGAGAAUAUUUCCAUGUGGACAUGGGGAGACUACGGGUGGUUUGUGACAGAUAAACUGAGCCUCUUCAGCGAGGGUCUUCCUAAGGAGGCGUUGGAUCUGUACCCAAGCUCGGCCCUGUGCCCCACUCCUGACCGCUGCCCAGAGAGGGCCUACACCACCAUGGUGUCGGACAUGAGGGUCACCUGCCCAAACAACGACCUGGCCAAGAGGGCUGCAGCGGCCCUCCACAGUCCUGUGUAUCGGUACGUGGUGACACACACUCCAUCUCGUGCCGUCAUCUCCUCGGAGGGUCUGUGGUCGUUCCCCAGCCGGUUCUCUUUCCACGGCCUGGACUCUUUCGCCUUCUUCGGGGGUCUAGAGAAGCUGUUGGGGGGACCGCUCUCCGCCCAGGACACUGCCUUCCAGAAGCUCCUCACAGAGCACCUCGUCCACUUCGCUAAGGAGGGUAAGAUGCCGGAGCAGUGGCCAGAGUACCCAGCAGCCACUGCUCUCCUGAACCAUACCCUCUCUGUGGUCCAUGAUUACUCUGCUGAGCGCUGCCAACUGUGGGAGAAGAACGGCUUCUACCCCUACGCCUGGGUCAACUGACCCCUCACCCAGAACUCCUACUGCACAGGACUGAAUCCUACACCUGGGUCACCUAGGUUACAGUAUCUACCCCUACGCCUGGGUCAACUGACCCCUCACCCAUAACUCCUACUGCACAGGACUGAAUCCUACACCUGGGUCACCUAGGUUACAGUAUCUACCCCGAGAAAGAUUGAACAUCUGUCUAGAACAAUGGGAACAUGUGAAGAAAGAUGGAAACCAUGAAGACCAAAAUUAAGGAUGUUAGUACUGAAUGUGUUCUGUGACUGUGGCAUUGUGGGAGUUUUGGUGUGUACAGUAUUUUGCCUUUAGGUUUGUUCGAGGAUAAAGUAUCAGAUUUCGAGAAAAGGGAAGAAUAUGUUGGUAUGGAAGAAAAUAAUGGACAUUUAUAUUUCUGCUCUGUUUUGUGGUAGAGAUGGUUGUGAGAAUGUUGAAAGAGGAGAUGUUAUUGUGAUGUGUAUUAUUAUUAUUCAUACUUUUAGCUACUGUUACUUGCACUAAGAUUUUAAAUGAAGAUGCCUACUCUUUUACUUUUUAUGGAAAUCUGCUGUGUAGGCGUCGUACAUGUAUGCAAUGAGGAAACAUUUAUUAUGACGGGCUUUUAUGCUAUAGCCUAUGUUAUGUGUUUCUCUAUUCUUCUCUUUCCAUAAUGUGUCUCUGUGUGGUGGAUAUUCAACCAGACAGAAACAGCUAGGAAGCUUUUUCUGCACGCAUAGACUGUCACCACCGAAUCAUCUUCGUUCGACUUGAAAACACGCCGGUGUUUUCCUACUCAAGGCUCAUUAACUCAACGUAACACUCUCUGCCUUUUCUUCAGCAUCUCCGACAGCCCCGACUUGAUUGGCAACAAGGGAUGGUGCGCUUGUUCUUUAUGUGUGAAGAGAGGGAUGAAAGCCUGUGGAUGACAGAGAGAGCACAUGGAAGUGUUUACUUGUGUAAUUAGUGUUUAGCGUUGCCUCCAAUCAAAAGUUCUCGUGCUCUGUCUUUUCUCCUGUCAAACAGACAGGGAGUUAUAUCUGUCGCUGUCGUAUUGAUCAUUUCUACUUUUGUUCCACUAUGUGCGCUAUGAUAGGCACUUAUUUCAACGUGACAUUUUUCUUUUCUUUUUUACUCAGGUAAUCUGCUUUAUAAUGCCAUGACCUAAAAUUACAGGUCAUUCACACGCACUAAUACAAAAUAAUAAAACACACAAAGAAUUAA